AUGGUGCUCUGGGGUCUGGUGCUGGGAGCUCUGAUGGUGGCCACUGUGGGGUACCUGUACCUGCAGGAGCUGCUCCGGCAACAGAGACCCAAGGAGCCCCCUCUGGAUAAGGGCUCCGUGCCCUGGCUGGGCCAUGCUUUAGCUUUCCGGAAGAAUAUGUUUGAAUUUCUGAAGCACAUGCGGGCUAAACACGGGGACAUAUUCACGGUGCAGCUAGGGGGCCAGUACUUCACCUUUGUCAUGGACCCUCUCUCCUUUGGCCCCAUCCUCAAGGAUACGCAGAGAAGACUAGACUUUGUGGAGUAUGCGGAAAGCCUGGUGCUAAAGGUAUUUGGGUACCGCUCCUUGCAGGGAGACUACCAGAUGAUACACUCAGCCAGCACCAAGCACCUCAUGGGGAAUGGCUUGGAGGAGCUCAACAAAGCCAUGCUGGACAGCCUGUCCUUGGUUAUGCUGGGGCCCACGGGCCCCAGUCUGGAUGCCAGUAGUUGGCGUGAGGAUGGCCUCUUUCACUUCUGCUACAACAUCUUGUUCAAGGCCGGCUACCUGGGCUUGUUUGGCUACACAAAGGACAAGGAACAGGACCUGCUACAGGCAGAGGAAUUAUUCGUGCAGUUCCGCAAGUUCGACCGCCUGUUCCCCAGGUUUGUCUACUCCCUACUGGGACCCCGGGAAUGGCUGGAAGUGGGCCGGCUCCAGCGUCUCUUCCAUAAGACGCUCUCUGUGGAACACAACAUGGAGAAGUACGGCAUAAGCAACUGGAUCACCUAUAUGCUUCAGUUUCUGAGGGAGCAGGGAGUCGCCCCAGCCAUGCAGGACAAGUUCAACUUCAUGAUGCUCUGGGCCUCCCAGGGUAACACAGGGCCUACCUCUUUCUGGGUCCUCCUGUUCCUCCUGAAGCAUCCAGAAGCCAUGCGGGCUGUGAGGGAGGAGGCCACCCAGGUCCUGGGAGAGGCCAGGCUGGAGGCCAAGCAGUCCUUCAACUUUAAUGUCAGUGCCCUGCACCGCAUGCCGGUGCUGGACAGCGUGAUGGAGGAGACACUGCGGCUGAGGGCCGCGCCGACCCUCCUCAGGGUGGUGCACAGUGACCACAGCCUGAAGAUGGCCAAUGGGCAGGAGUACCUGCUCCGCAAUGGAGACAUCCUGGCCCUCUUCCCUUAUCUUUCAGUGCACAUGGACCCCGACAUCCACUCGGAGCCCACCACCUUCAAGUACGAUCGCUUCCUCACCCCCAGCGGCAGCCGAAAAGUAGACUUCUACAAGGCAGGCAAGAAGAUCCACCACUACACCAUGCCAUGGGGCUCGGGUGUCUCCAUCUGCCCUGGGAGGUUCUUGGCCCUCAGCGAGAUGAAGCUCUUUGUCCUGCUCGUGGUCACACACUUUGACCUGGAGCUGGUGGACCCUGACACACCUGUGCCACCCGUGGACCCCCAGCGCUGGGGCUUUGGCACCACACAGCCCAGCCACGAGGUGCGAUUCCGCUACCGCCUGCGCCUGUGGAGUGAGCUCUGCCCAGGUGGCCGCAAGCCUGGCUAG
This is a messenger RNA of Lagenorhynchus albirostris (white-beaked dolphin), 1536 nucleotides long. RefSeq names its product 5-beta-cholestane-3-alpha,7-alpha-diol 12-alpha-hydroxylase. NCBI's taxonomy places the organism in Eukaryota, Metazoa, Chordata, Mammalia, Artiodactyla, Delphinidae. The transcript has a single exon. The coding region runs from base 1 to 1536 and encodes 511 amino acids. Gene Ontology annotation, molecular function: heme binding; sterol 12-alpha-hydroxylase activity; iron ion binding. The record is from RefSeq and is a predicted model, not a curated record.